Molecule: messenger RNA, 2371 nt
Organism: Acanthaster planci (crown-of-thorns starfish)
Lineage: Eukaryota; Metazoa; Echinodermata; Asteroidea; Valvatida; Acanthasteridae
Biological process (GO): sodium ion transmembrane transport
Cellular component (GO): plasma membrane
Molecular function (GO): ligand-gated sodium channel activity
Source: RefSeq, a predicted model, not a curated record
AUGGAGUACGGAACUACGGUUGUUGAGGGACAGAGACUGACACGGCGAGUUCUUGUGACUGGUUCAUUGGAUUACCUCCAGCGCACCGGAGAGGAAGAUAAACUGUCAAAAGAGAAGAAACGAGGCGCGCUGCGCCAAGCCGUGACCACUUUCGCUGACACCACCACGGCUCAUGGCCUGCCACUGAUCAUCAACGGUACCUACACAGUAAGCCGGAUCGCCUGGUCUGUGAUAUGGCUGAUUGCUUUCGGUCUUGCGAUCCUACAGUCUACCCUACUGCUCGUAGAGUACUUCCAAGUCCGGCCUCUAACAACAACCAUCGAACUGAUCACCAAGACCAACCUGGACUUCCCAGCCGUGACUGUGUGCAACAUGAACCGCAUGCGACGCUCCAAGCUGGUGGGUACUCGCUUUGAGGGCCUGAUUGCUAUCGACGGGGGAGUUCAAGGGGAGGAUUACGACUAUUCCUGGUUCUUCGACUGGUCGUCCCUGGAGUGGUUUGAUCGGUGGGAUUCAAGAGGCGAGCCGUCCUCUUCUCCUGAUGGCAACAGCUUGCAAGAUUCCUCACCGGUAAAUUCCGAACCGGAUGACAGCACAGCUGGCGGGAUCGGGUCUUCAGAGUCGAUCCCUGGGGUUGGGGGCGAAAGUGAUGUUACGCCACAAGGCUCAGGCGGAGCCACUGUCGGUGGUAGUAGCGUCGAUGGAACGGAUGGGUCAGAUUCGGUACGCGGUGCCGGUGAUGACGAUGACGGCAUGUCCAGCGACACCAGCACCUCAGGUCCAAGUCACGUAGCUUCAAACGGAGAAGGUGACAAUCCCAGUACAGCUGGCGAUAGUAUCGAUGAAAUGAGUAGUAUCGAUAACGAGAGCAGCCUCCCGGGUGGAAGUUCUAACACCCCCUCCCAUGAUGUAGAAAAGGAGGAAGCAUCUUCAACCGCUCCGCCUCAUUCUUUGAAUACGCAUGCUUCGACCUCCUCUGGAAUAUUUCCUGUAACACAGGUCAACUCACCUGACUCCAGUAGCUCCCAAACGACCACUGAUCCUCCAGGGAGCGAAACUGUGGCACCAGGCCAAGAGAGAGACAGCGACGGGGCUUCUUCCUCGUUUAAUCCCGGAGAGGAAUCCGACACUUCCAUCCUCGAUUCUGAACGCAGGAGGCGGUCCGUCAGCUCGAGACAGGAGCGGCAGCGGCGCACGCUCUCCUCUUCCACCGAGGAUUUCUGGUGGGAGAGCGAUGACUUCGAGUACGACAGCUACUACAACUGGGAUGGGGUGACGGACGAGAACGACUGGAGGGGAUUCUACGACAGAUCGACGGCGGACGACUUCAGCGACUUGAUAGACAUCGCCAACCCCACACGAGAAGAACUGGAGGUGCUAGGACACCAGGCACAAGACUUUAUUCUGCAGUGCACCUUUGACAAACGAAACUGCAGUUACAGGGAUUUUAGAGUGUUUCAGAACACGGAUUACGGCAAUUGUUUCACUUUCAACCACGGUACGGGGAACAGCAAGGUCCGGACGACCAGUAGAUUCGGAGCGAAAUAUGGUUUGCAUGUGACGUUGUUCAUAGAGCAACCUGAAUACCUGGGCAUUUUCUCACCGGAGUCCGGAGUACGGCUGACAGUACACGGACAACGGACGAUGCCGCUGCCGGAAGAUAACGGCAUCACGGCGGCAGCUGGCCUAGCUACGUCCGUCGGGAUGAGACAGGACUUCAUUAGCCGCCAACCCUUUCCGUAUGGCAAUUGUAGCGACAGCUUUGAUACCAGAUUCAACGUGACUGCUGGGGAUUACGACUACUCGCUGAGUGCGUGCACCAAGUUUUGCUUGCAGUCGGAGAUGCUGAGCCGCUGCGGUUGCGUCACCGACAUCUUGAUCUACUCCGCUCUGAAGUGUAGCUACCUCAACACCACACAGCAAACAUGCAGACGAGCUGUUGAAAAUCUCUACGAGGAUAACAAGCUGCAAAGCUGCAAGUGUUUCUCGGCAUGCAGAGAGACAACUUUCAAGCUUGGCGUGUCGUCGUCCCGUUGGCCCUCCGAAAGAUAUGAGGAGCAUCUGUACUCUCGCAUCUCAGCAACAAACGAGAAAGCUGCAAGAUUGAUGCAAGAGGUCGAGCAGACUAGGAAGAAUCUUGUCCGUCUUAGGGUUUAUUUCGAGGAGCUGAACUACCAGUCGAUCAUACAGACACCAAAGUAUAGUGUCGAGACCCUCCUGGGUAGUCUGGGCGGGCUGUUCGGCCUGUUUAUCGGGUUUUCCGUCAUCACCAUUUUCGAAGUGGUGCUCUUCUUACUCAAACUUCUCAAGAUCUUCUUUUUCUGGGGCCAGCCAUGCCACAGACGUGAGAUCAAGCCUGUUAUAAGCUAAA